CCGUUACACCUGUGUCAUUACUCAUUAAAACCUAAUGAAAGCUAGUUGUAAUUGUGUGAUUCAAGUUUAAAAUAUUAUUCUUAAAAAUGCCGGAAAUUAGUGCAAAAAAGCUUAAAGUAUACCAGGAGAUUUUUGAAGCAUGCGAUACCAAUCAAGAUGGUGAAAUAUGUAUAGCGGAGCUUAAAGCAUUUAUCGGCGUUUCAUCAUCAGGCCGCAAAAAGGUUCUGACCGAUGACCAAAUAGCCUACAUUUUCAGCAUGGGAGAUAAAGACAACAGUAAAUCAUUGAGUUUCGAAGAGUUUAUUGAAGUUUUAGAAAAUCCGGAUCUUAAGUUUCUAUUUGGAAAAUGGGUAACCAGAUAUGUAAACUUUCUUCUACCACCUCGACCAACACAAACAGCGACUGAACAUGUACAAACUUCUGUAUUAUAUGGAUCUGGUACUGAAACACAACAGUUAUUGUUCACACCAAGGGCACUGAGAAGAUCGGUAUCUCAAGAAACACGCGUCACAAUUGUCACUGAAGAUAUACCCGUAUCGUAUUUGAAAAUGUUCACUUGUUGUCCUCCUCCGUUUGCAAUGGUUAUUUUCUCGAUUUCGGCCUUAUUCUGUUAUUUAUUGGAUGAAAUUUCAGAAAAAGGUUCUACUUUAACUGGAAAUGGCAAAACAGCAAAAAUAUUCAUGUACGAGCCUUCUAAACGGAUUGAAGUUUGGAGAUAUUUAACUUAUAUGUUGGUACAUAUAGGCCACGUACAUAUGAUUACAAAUCUCGUCGUACAACUGAUGCUGGGCAUUCCCUUAGAAAUGGCUCAUAAGUGGGCGAGAGUAACUAUGGUUUACUUUUUUGGAGUGAUAGCAGGAUCGCUUGCCACAUCUGUGACUGAUCCCUGGACAAGAUUAGCUGGAGCCAGUGGCGGAGUUUAUGCGUUGUUAACUGCACAUAUAGCGUCAGUAAUUAUGAAUUGGGGUCAAAUGCAGUUUCCUAUAAUACAAUUAUUUAUAUUUGGAAUCAUUAUAACUGUGGAUUUGGGCACUGCAAUUUAUGAUAGAUAUUUUCUUAAUAUAGAAAAUAAUGUUGGAGUCAUGGCUCAUAUUGGAGGUGCAGUGGCAGGUCUUCUAGUAGGAAUUUAUAUUCUCAAAAACCUUAAGCAGACGACAUUUGAAAAAUACCUUUGGUGGGUUGCCCUGGUUCUUUUUAUCAUUUUAAUGGUUACAGCGAUAUUCUUAAACAUUUUUAUGCCUUAUCGGUAUCCCAGCUCAUCUCAACAAAUUAAUAUAAAUUAAUUAAACAAUCAAUAAUGAUUGACAAAGAACUGAAUUUUAUGAAGCUUUUGCUAUUUUCUAAUAUAGGCACUCGAUAAAUAGUAUUUUUGCUUUGUUGUUGAGACUGAAUUAUGAAUUAAACUUGUUUAUAAGGUUUUUAAUUUAUUUUAAUACCUAAUGUAUGAAUCAAAAUAUACUCAGCACUACUCUGUAUAAUUUAAAAUAAUUUUAUUACUUGGAUUACCCUCAAGCCUCUCUUGAAUUAGAUAAGCAUAAUAUUUAAUACCUAUCCAGUAUCCAGUCUAUAUGUGCAAUAUAUGAAAUCAAAUUCCAUGUGUACAUUAAUAUUGAAAUAAGAUAUAUAAAUAUGCCUGCA
Messenger RNA from Sitophilus oryzae (rice weevil), 1638 nucleotides. RefSeq names its product rhomboid-related protein 2-like. The coding region runs from base 87 to 1283 and encodes 398 amino acids. The transcript is spliced from 7 exons. Gene Ontology annotation, cellular component: membrane. NCBI's taxonomy places the organism in Eukaryota, Metazoa, Arthropoda, Insecta, Coleoptera, Curculionidae. Gene Ontology annotation, molecular function: serine-type endopeptidase activity; calcium ion binding. The record is from RefSeq and is a predicted model, not a curated record.